Messenger RNA from Salmo salar (Atlantic salmon), 3167 nucleotides. RefSeq names its product ankyrin repeat and LEM domain-containing protein 2. Gene Ontology annotation, molecular function: protein phosphatase 2A binding. The record is from RefSeq and is a predicted model, not a curated record. Lineage: Eukaryota; Metazoa; Chordata; Actinopteri; Salmoniformes; Salmonidae. Gene Ontology annotation, cellular component: endoplasmic reticulum. Gene Ontology annotation, biological process: negative regulation of phosphorylation.
UAGGAUCUCGCUAUCUCGUGCUUGGCUCUGAUCACCUUCUUGUUUGUUCUGCCCACUAUGACUCACUGGUUCCCAUUGGAAACGACUAUCUUAGCUAUACAAAUCUUUGGUGCUAUCCGUUCUUAAACGAGUUCCGUUGCCCGACGUAAUGAGUACACCACAGGAGGACUACAAGCACGAGUCUGUGAAGUAGUGACAGCAACAUGGAGGAAGUCAUGAGCAGGCUGCAGGCCCUGAACCCAGAUCAGCUACGACAGGAGAUUAUUGGGGCAGGGCUGAAGUGUGGCCCCCUUACCACCACUACAAGAGCCAUCUUUGAGAGGAAGCUGGCCAGAUCCCUCCUGGAGAAGCAGGGAGGGGAUGGAGGGGUGUCUGGUGGAGGUAGCUCCUCCAAUGCAGAGUCUAAUAGACCCUUAACAGAUACAGUAGAAGCAGACCACACCCUGGAACUCAAAUCAUCAGCAGAGGAGUGCAAAGAGACAGAGGAAUUGGAUGAACCAGAAUCUCCCCUUGUUUACUAUGGUGUAUGUCCUCAUUGGGAGGAGUCAGUGGUCACUGAUGACAAAGUCCAUGUAUAUGUGGACAGGAAGAAAGCUCUGAGAGCCAUGAUGACAAUGAAAGAGUCCAGAUUUAAGUCCUUCUCAACACGAGAGGAAGCUGAGAAAUUCUCAAAAGGCAUCAAUGAACAUAGCCCAGCUUUAGCCAGCACAACUGCACCAGACGGGCCCCAGGGAGUGCUGCAACCUGUUGUCCACACAGGAAGCCCUACCGCAUCAGGGACUUCACCUGUGAACCUGGAGAGGGCUAAUGAGUUCCGCAGCCCCCGCACCCAGGACCUGACAGCCAAGCUGAGAAAGGCAGUGGAGAAGGGGGACAAGGAAGCCUUCAGCAAGCUGGUCUGGGCCAACCCACGCUACCUUAUCGGAUCUGGAGACAACCCCACCAUCGUGCAUGAAGGAUGCCAUUAUAACGUCCUGCAUGUGGCGGCCAAAGAGAACCAGUCAGGGAUGGUUCAGCUCCUCCUGGACACCCUGGAGAGCCCAGACUUCAUGAGACUCAUGUAUCCCGAUGACCAGGAGGCCAUGUUACACCAACGCAUCCGCUACCUCGUUGACCUGUACCUGAACACACCUGACAAAGCAAGCAAUGAAACUCCUCUUCACUUUGCCUGUAAGUUUGGCUGUCAAGACGUGGUCAACGUGCUGUGUUCUCAUCCGGCCACUGAUAAACACCGGCAGAACAAGUACAACCAGAAGCCCUCUAGUGUGAUAUGUGAGAGGAAAAACAAAACCCCUGACAUAAAGAAGAAGAUCAAGGAAUAUUUGGAGGAACGGUGCUAUGUUCCCUUGCUGAGGGAUACAGACAACAGCUUCCAGCCUGUGAUUGGUUUGCCAUGGUCUCCAAGCCCACUGGAGGUGGAUUUUCAUUCGCAGGGAUCAGGAGUGGCUGGGAGUCCCAUAGACCCAGUCAUGACUGUGAGAGCGUAUGUGGGUCCCCUCAGUCCUUCAAAGGCAGAUGAGUUCCAUAGACUAUGGAGAACUCCACCCAGGGAUCGAGCAGAGUAUUUCCACCGUAUUCUCAAAUCCGACCCUGACAGGGGUGCAGAGCGUGUGGGGAGGGAGAUUGCACAUGGCAUGGGGCAUCCUUGGGCAGAGUACUGGGACUUCCUUCAGAGCUUCACUGACCUGUCUACAGAGGAGGGACUGAAGAGGCUGGAAGAGUAUCUGGAUAGGAAGGACCGAAGUGAGCUUCCCCGAGAAGAAUAUGGGAGGACAGAGGAGACCGGUGGUGGAUUUAAAACAUCAACACCCUCCAAAGAGGAGCAGAAAAACCAGAGCCAAGCCCCGUCUAACCACAUCCUGAAUGACAAGAACUCAGCACCAGUGGAGAACAGUUCCCAGUCACCUGUGUGUAACCUCCUGCCAGAGUUUGAGAAAGCCAGUCUAAAUGUAGCCUCUGGCACUGUGGAGGACCCAGAGAAGGCAUGUCUGGCUCCCUCUGUACCUUGGAGAGAAGGCCUGGACCUGGGGGACGGUAGCUUCUGGAGGACCUGGGAGAGGAGUCAGGGGAAGAGGCAGGCGGAGGAGCUCUCUAACCCUAGCUCUGAGGAGUAUCUGACUGCAGACGAGGGCUCAGACUCAGAGGGCCCAGAUGGUCCCAGAGAUGGUCCCAGAGAUGGGGGAAACAGGAGGAGAGACUCAGGAUCCUCUAGCGAAUCUUACAAAUCAACGGAAGGAGACACCGCUGAAGACACAAUUCUGAUGACGGUCACCCCUACAAGACGAAGACAGGAACUGUUUAUGGAUGGGGAAUUUCCCACCAAGUUGGACAGUGAGGUCCUGUCUGCAAUGAAUAACAUGGAGAUUGACCUUGAGAGAUACCCCUGCAUUACUAAGUGGAAGAACACCAUUCUGGCCUAUCCCUCUUCACAGAGGCUAAGUUGGCCAAGCCCGAAGAGAAGCUUGACUGGGACACCAAACUGUUCUCCCAGCAGGCUCAGCUUUCACAGCCCAGGCCCCACCACCCAGAGCUGUUACACCCAGACCAUCCUCUGCAGGACCCUAUUCCACUCCCCAAACUGACAUAGGAAAACCACAAGCAACAAGAUGUCAUGUCCCACAAUCUGAAUGUGGUGCUGAAAAUACAACAGAAUGUUGGCCAACAUCCUGUACCACCACAUCAGGUCUAUAGUCUGACUUUAGAACCCAGCAGGACACCACUACAUUGCCAUUUAACAGAUUACAUGUCCUUAUUUUACCUUUUUGCUGGAUUCCAUUCAUGCAACUCUUUUGGCUUUUCUAUGCAAGCCACUAUUACCUUAUCUGGUAACUAUUGAGCUGAUAUUUGCACUAAUGCAUGUCCUCAAUGCAAGCAUUCUCUUCUGCCGGAUAGCAUAGCUACAGAUUACACUUUGAAUUUACCUAAUGGUGUACACUCCUCCCAAUGCUGAAGUGAUACAGUAUGUAAUGUAUUUACAAUUUGCAAUGAUGCUUUUUCUUAUGAAAUUGGUUUUAUAUUGUUAAUUACUUAUCUUGCUGAUUCAAGGUAAAUUAAGAGUUUUAAAUUAUCUAUUGUUUUAAUGUAUACCUAUACACAAACGGUUAUGAUGUCAGUACAUUUCCUCAUGUUUAUUCAUAAAAUGUAAUAUUAAAGCAUUAUCAAAUCAA